This is a messenger RNA of Knipowitschia caucasica, 498 nucleotides long. Lineage: Eukaryota; Metazoa; Chordata; Actinopteri; Gobiiformes; Gobiidae. The record is from the annotation of a GenBank genome assembly.
AUGAUCCUCUCCCUUCUCCACCUCCGUCUCUCUAUCUCUGUCUCUCCAUCUCCGUCUCUCUUUCUCCGUCUCUCCACCUCCGUCUCUCCACCUCCGUCUCUCCACCUCCGUCUCUCUAUCUCCGUCUCUCUAUCUCCGUCUCUCCACCUCCGUCUCUCUAUCUCCGUCUCUCUAUCUCCGUCUCUCUAUCUCCGUCUCUCUUUCUCCGUCUCUCCACCUCCGUCUCUCUAUCUCCGUCUCUCCACCUCCGUCUCUCUAUCUCUGUCUCUCCAUCUCCGUCUCUCUUUCUCCGUCUCUCCACCUCCGUCUCUCUACCUCCGUCUCUCCACCUCUGUCUCUCUAUCUCUGUCUCUCCACCUCCGUCUCUCCACCUCCGUCUCUCCACCUCCGUCUCUCCACCUCCGUCUCUCCAUCUCUAACAUCAUCGUCUCACCUCAAACCCGACUCGAGCGGCGUGUAGCCAUUACCGCCUUAACAGAUCUGCGCCCGCUUCGCUAA